Messenger RNA from Dermacentor andersoni, 3018 nucleotides. RefSeq names its product monocarboxylate transporter 12-like. The record is from RefSeq and is a predicted model, not a curated record. Gene Ontology annotation, molecular function: monocarboxylic acid transmembrane transporter activity. Gene Ontology annotation, biological process: transmembrane transport. NCBI's taxonomy places the organism in Eukaryota, Metazoa, Arthropoda, Arachnida, Ixodida, Ixodidae.
UGCCGAGGAGAGAGCUGAAACGUUUUGUUGCGGACCGCGUUGUCGCGCUCGCGCCGCCUUUUCCGAAGGGCAAGAGAGAGCGGCCGCUCCCGCCGCUGGUAUCGGUGGCACGGUGCCAGGGCUCGAGUGCGGCAGUGGCGGCCACGUUGGCGACCGCGAGUUCGUUUGGGACGGCUGAAACCGGGCGGCUGUGUUGUCUGCGGUCUGGCGGGCUGCUGGGAGACGCGAUUUCUACACUCGAGACGGGCUUUCUAAGUUUCUGCUGGCGACACCUGUGGGUUGAUUCCGCAGUCGCACCCGUUAUGAAGCAUGCACGCACUUCGUAGCUAGCUGCUGCCUACUUCUGCUGGCUGCACGAUCUACGUGCCUCGUGCACGAAGUGAGGAGCUGGUGGGUCUCGUAGCAAGAGGUGGGGGCGAUGGCGUCGUACCAGGACAGCGGCCGCAGCGUGCUGGUGGCGGUGGCCUGCAGUUGGUGCCUCUUCUGGACCAUGAUCGUGAACCGCAGCGGCGGCAUCGUGUUUGUCACCAUGAUUUCCGAGAUGGGCGCCUCGCGCCAGGCCGCCUCGUGGCCCUUCUCGCUCCUUGGCGCCGUGUCCAACAUAUUCGGUGUCGUGUCGGGAAUCCUCCUGCGAAAGCUGCCACUGCGAGCGGUUUCUAUAGCGGGCAGUCUACUGGUGGCGUCGGGCAUACUGCUCAGCGUGGCUUUCUACGGUGUCAUCGGUAUCACCCUAUCUAUUGGCAUCAUAACUGCCGUUGGUCAAGGCUUGAUUUUCCCUUCCAACAUGGUGGCCAUUAACACGUACUUCAACAAGUACCGCGCGACCGGAAGCGGCAUCAGCUACGUGGGAGGCACGCUGGUCUCCUUCAUCUUUCCUUCACUGCUGGUACACAUGCACGAGCAGUACGGGCUUCGCGGAACGCUUCUCAUCGUGGGCGGCCUGACGCUGAACGCCGCGGCUGGAUCGCUGCUCGUCGCCAAGCCUGACGAAGCGCUGAUCAGGCGGUCACCACGGCGCCAGCCAGAACGUGAAAACGGCGACAAGCUCCUUAAUCAGGCAGGCCGGACCGAAGGUCGGGGUGGGGAUGAGCUGAGCUUCUUGCGGCGGCCCAUCUACUACGUGAUCGUCUUCACGGGCGUGGUGUUCGCCUACAACCUCGUCAUGUUCAGUGUGACCGUCGUGGACCACGGCAUGGGCCGGGGCCUUUCCAAGCUGCAGGCUGCUUUACUGCUCUCGUGCUACGGCGCCGGAGAGUUCGUGGGGCGCAUAUCUUCCGGCAUCAUCUCGGACAAAAAACUGUGCCAUAGGAGGGACAUCAUGGCCGUGGGAUUCUUGCUGGCAUCAUUCUCCCUGCUGGCGCUCAUCCACGGGGACUCCCUUGUCCUGCUGGGGGCAGCCAGUGUGUUGUUUGGUCUUACUGGCGGCUGCAUCAUGAUCCUUUUCUCCGUUCUCAUGGUCGAGUAUUUCGGCCUGAAGAAGCUCCCCAUGGCCAUCGGUAUACACUGUCUGGUCAACGGUCUGUCCGCACUUCCAAGGCCACUCCUAAUAGGUUACUACAGAGACCGGGGUUCAUCUUACGCUGGCAUGUACCUGCUGCUUGCCCUCGUCUCGCUGGCAACGAGCCUGCUCUGGGCCAUCGAGUGCUUUGUGAAGUGGCGCGCCCAGAAGGCGACUGCACAUGUCAUUCAGAAGGCUGCCCCGGUGAAUGAGAUGGCAGCCUCGGAAGCAUAGCUAGGGAGUGGUUUUUGCGCAGUAAAUUCUGCACGUGCUGUGUGACCGUAAGAACAAGUGCGCCAACGUGAGGUUGCACACGCGUGCGUGACCAUGACUGCACCAAUGACCGUUCCUACCAUGAACUGUUUUCUCCGACGAACACUUUCUUCUUGCGAACGUGGCAAAGACACGGAGGGAGUAUCCGUGACUUGCAUUCAUGGAGCACAUGAAAGGAAGAACAGAAAAAAAUGAAACUUGUGUCACUUUGAACUCUUCCUGUGAUUUCGUAUUGUUGUCCGUCAGCAUAACGCUAAUAGGACACUGAUGUUCGCGUGUCUCGCCGAGUUGCUAUAGCUGAGAAAAUUAAUGAUGUUUAGUCACUGGUUUCUAUCACUGCGACUUCCCUGCUGGAUUCGUAAAUUAUAUUGUCAUAAGGCCUCGUUAAUAUAUAUCCCCAGAAGUCGUCACGAACUUCUUGCAACAGAUGAAAUUAAGCAAUGGUUGACAAAAUUUCGCUUUAAAGGUAAUGUCCAACUUAGGAAAUUCCUUUAAUCCUUUAAACCACACGGAUGUGAUAGAUGGCUAAGAGCAUUUUGAACAUAUCUCCUGCUGCUAAACCGAGAGUCAUGACAUAUGAAGCCAACAACGACUUACACCAAGGGCAACAUAGGAGAAAUUACUUGUGCAGCACAAGUAAUUUCCCCUAUGUUGUCCUUGGUGUCAAUGUUUGUUCUUAUGAUAUGACUAAUAAAAAUUGGGCCCCUCAGUUAACCCCCUUUCUUCUCGUAUAAACUAAAGAGGACAGACUGAAAACGCCCAAGUAAUCGUUUUCAUCGUUUGUCUUGCGCGAGUGCCUCUUUCUUCUGAAUAAUUUUACGUGCUAUAAUACCAGCAGUUUUCCUGCAGAAAACAGGAUUCGCCCUCAUGUUUUGCCUACCCCGUAUGAUAAUUCGCAGACAAUGCUGCAGAAGACGCGCGAGUACUGAGACCAUGAGUCUUUUCGUGCGUUUCGUAUUGCAUUUGUGUUUUAUCUGCGACGCUUCCUAAACUAUAUCUACCUCUCACAGUACCACUACAACUUGCGAAGGUAAGGCUGCGUCAACAAGCGUACUGUUUGUUUACUUUAACGCGUGCAGUAUGCGACGUGCUACGAUUUUCUUGCGAGCCCAAUCGGAGCGCUGAGGCCGCUGGUAGCAGAAGUGUCACUCGUCUUGCUUGGUUGUAAUCGUGUCCAGAUCUGGCGACUCUUUCCCUGUAAUAAUUACUUAACAAUUCGCAAAAUAAAAGUGAGAUAACUUCAUUUA